Messenger RNA from Chenopodium quinoa (quinoa), 890 nucleotides. Its product is annotated as centromere protein V-like. NCBI's taxonomy places the organism in Eukaryota, Viridiplantae, Streptophyta, Magnoliopsida, Caryophyllales, Amaranthaceae. Gene Ontology annotation, molecular function: carbon-sulfur lyase activity. The record is from RefSeq and is a predicted model, not a curated record. The transcript is spliced from 2 exons. Bases 125 to 547 code for a protein of 140 amino acids.
AACGACCCACUAAUAAAACACCCAAAAUCAUUAGAAAUAGACCCUAUAUAAAAACAUCGACCAAUUUUUCCCAAAUUCAUUCAUCAUUCAUUCAUUUCCCUUUCUUUCUUUCUCCUCUGCUCAAAUGAGCUCAAACCCAGAACCAACCUUAGUAACCCACAAUGGAGGAUGCCAUUGCAAGAGAGUAAGAUGGAAAGUAGAAGCACCCACCUCUUUAAUUGCUUGGAAAUGCAAUUGUUCAACAUGUUCAAUGAGAGGUAACACCCAUUUCGUUGUCCCAAUAAAUAAUUUCAAAUUAAUUUCUGGAGAAUCAAACAUUACUACCUAUACUUUUGGGACCCAUAUUGCUAAGCACACUUUCUGUAAUGUUUGUGGAAUCACCUCUUUCUACACUCCUCGAUCGAAUCCAGAUGGUAUUGGGGUUACUCUGGCUUGCCUUGAUCCUGGGACUGUAACCCAUGUUGAAAUUCGGAGCUUUGAUGGUAUUAAUUGGGAAGACUCUUACUCUCAGUCUGGGAUUUCUGCUUGUUCAAAGCUCAAAUCUUGAGGAAAUGUUAUCAACAGGAGCAAAUAAAUGGAGUUGGAGAUGUUUACUGUAUACAGUUGAACCUCAUACUGUGCACAUGUGAGUUGUUUUACAUCGGAGAAAAUAAGUGUUACUGUAUUAUGAUACCCAUAUUAUCUAUUGUACUCCAUAUCUUAUAAGUUAGAGGAGUUACUCGUCUUGGGUUUUAUUGCCUUAUGGCUUCUGCUUUGUAUUACUAUAGCAGCUUCAAAGACAGACAUAUAAAAGGUAGUGCUUAUUUUAUUGCCAUGAUUUGGGUGAAAUUAUUCUUGUAACUCGAAAAGCAGUUAGUCAAUUUAUUAUAUUUUCAAAAUUGGAAUAGCAA